Molecule: messenger RNA, 2875 nt
Organism: Pollicipes pollicipes
Lineage: Eukaryota; Metazoa; Arthropoda; Thecostraca; Pollicipedomorpha; Pollicipedidae
Product: chorion peroxidase-like
Exons: 1
Coding region: 108-1760 (550 amino acids)
Biological process (GO): response to oxidative stress
Molecular function (GO): peroxidase activity; heme binding
Source: RefSeq, a predicted model, not a curated record
GUCCGGGAUCCGGCUGCCCGGCGCCCACCACACCCGCAUGUCCAUCGCAGCCGAGCUUCCGCACGCAGGACGGCUCCUGUAACAACCCGGAGAACCGGCAACUGGGCAUGGCUGGCCAGCCGCUGCUCCGCCUGCUGCCCAGUCGGUACGAUGACGGCGUGUUCGAGCCGCGCUCGCGCUCCGCCGCCGGCGGCCAGCUGCCGUCGGCCCGCGUCGUCAGCCAGGCGGUGACUCGCAGCGAGGACGUGCCCGACGCCCGCUUCACGCUCUCCGUGAUGCAGUGGGGCCAGUUCGUCGACCACGACCUGAUGCUGACGCCGCACUUCUCGCUGGACGGCGGCGCCGGCAUCGCCUGCUGCACGGACGCCGGACUGCCGCUGCCGGCGCAGCAGCUGCACCCGCAGUGUCUGCCGAUCACCAUCCCAACGACCGAUCCGUUCUACGGGCCGCUGGGCCAGGCCUGCAUGGACUUCGUGCGCUCGCUGCCGGCGCCGGCGCCGACGUGCGGCGCGACGCGCGACGCGCAGCAGCAGAACGUCCUCUCCCACUUCCUGGACGGCUCGAACGUGUACGGUUCGGAAGAGGCGCACCAGCGCCACCUGCGCCAGCUGGGCGGCGGCUGGCUGCGUACUCAGCCGGGCAGCCUGCUGCCGGCCGACUCCCAGGGCGGCGGCUGCAUCAACGCCACCACCGUCUGCUUCGAGGCGGGCGAUGUGCGCGUCAACGAGCAGAUCAGCCUGACGGUGACGCACACCAUCUGGAUGCGCCAGCACAACCGCGUGGCGUCGGCGCUGGCGGCGCGGCACACAACCUGGGACGACGAGCGGCUCUUCCAGGAGGCGCGGCGCAUUGUCGUCGCCCAGAUGCAGCACAUCACCUACAACGAAUGGCUGCCGACGCUGCUCGACGCCGACUUCCUAACCCGCAACGAGUUGCUGCCGGGCACCGGCACUGCCCACUCGGAGAAGUACAUGUCGACGCUGAACCCGUCCAUCAGCAACGAGUUCGCCACGGCCGCGUUCCGCUUCGGCCACAGCAUGGUGUCCGGCACGCUCAAAAUGUUCAGCGCGCUGGGCGGCAGCGCGACCAGCGUACUGCUGCGCGACUUCUUCUUCGAUCCACACCUGCUCUACUCGUCUGAGCGGCUCAACGAGCUGGCACGAGGCCUGGUCGCGCAGCAGGCGCAGGCGCUGGACGGCUACUUCGCCGAGGACCUCACCGAACACCUGUUCCAGGGCGACGGCGACGCGUACGGGCUCGACCUGGUGGCGCUUAAUAUCCAGCGCGGCCGCGACCACGGCCUGGCCACGUACAACGACGCGCGUGCCGCGGCCGGUCUGCCGCGCGCCCAGCGCUGGGAGGACCUGAGCUCCGACCUGCCCGAUGAGGCGAUCACCGCCCUGCGCGCCGCCUACGGACACGUCGACGACGUGGACAUGUUCGUUGGCGGCGUCCUGGAGCGGCCGCUGCCGGGCGUGGCGCUGGGCCGCACCUUCGGCCGUCUCAUUGGUGACCAGUUCAUCCGACUGCGCCACGGCGACAACUUCUUCUACGACCUGGGCGGCGACCGGCCGUGGCAGCUGACCGGGGCGCAGCUGGCUCAGGUGCGCCGCACCAGCUGGGCGCGCGUGCUCUGCGACAACGUGGACGGCAUCACGCGCGUUCAGCCGCUGGCCUUCCGCGUGGCCGACACCGCCGCCAACGCCGUCACCGACUGCGACAGCCGGGCCAUCCCGACCGUCGACCUCAGCCAGUGGUAGCGCCGCCGCCAACGCCGCGCGACGCUGGCCGGACGCCGCCCGUGACAGCCGCGGCACGCGCCGCUCUGCUCGGUGCCAUUUUCGGCUCGUCGUGCGCAGGGCAGACGACACUGUUCCGAAGCGCAAGCCUAAAUUUUCGGGGUACGGACAUGUGCGUGGAUUGUGCAUGCGUUCUGACUUAACAGCCCACGGGCAUUGUCUUCGACUUUGGGGAUUUUAAUUUGACUUUCUGUGGCAAGUUUGCACCCAACAUAAUUUCAUUCACACGUGAUAAGACAACCACAAAGACUCCUGACACUCCAGCUAAAAUUACAGUAGAAAGUAUGAGUGAAAAUGUGGAUGUAAAAGAUGCUACUAAAUGGUACUAACAAUAAAUGGCACAACUGGGACAAGUUUGUUUUACAAAGACUGUGCAGUGAUUGUGGGAACAGACAAACCAUAUCAUAGGUCACUGCUGACUGUCGUGAAACCGCCUCCUACGUCAUUUUUGGAAUAAUGCUUUCAGGGUUUUGCAUGAUCGCAUUGCAUCCAAAAAGUGAACACGAGAGUCUGCUGCAACGUUUUCUCUUCACAGAGUGAGAUAAGGUUAGAAUACAAAUGUCAAUGUUCUGUACAGACCUUGUAGCAUUUCAGCUUGGCUCAAAUCACUAUGGCCUGACUCACAAUGGCUUGCCGCUGGGCGGGGCCUAAGUUCUGUUUAUUGCCGGGACCCGUGCAGCCUGGAGCCCCUCUUCCAGCUUUGCCAGGCUGUUAACAGUAGCCGACCGACGUGGCAGGCUCAUAUUUAUUCAACGUUUUGCUUUCAUCUCGGUAGAUGCAAACAGCCGUUCUGGUAGUUUUUCAUCUGGCAGCUAUAUAUUUCAAAUGGCACAACAAAGGCUAACUGGGCCAAUUUCACCCUUCACUAGAGUACAAAUCAAACACUAAACAGCACUAUGUUUCAAAAAUUGUGCUCCUUGUUGCUGAAAACUACUCAGUCCAUGAUGAGUGGAUGCAGCACUGAUAGCUUCUGGUGUACCAUACAAUGUACUCUGGCCAGACUGAUUUGACACCACAGUUCAUGUGAGGCCCCACUCAGCCCCAGAUGUCAUAUAUCAGCUGUUGCAAACCUUUAG